Messenger RNA from Seminavis robusta, 1560 nucleotides. The record is from the annotation of a GenBank genome assembly. NCBI's taxonomy places the organism in Eukaryota, Bacillariophyta, Bacillariophyceae, Naviculales, Naviculaceae.
AGAGAGAGGGCUGUUUGAAGUGCUCGGCACAAUUCAGCUUGGACCCAUUCACUUCCUUAUUGUGGUUGUGUUGGUUUUGUUGUUGGCUCUCAAUUGCCAUAUCUUCUCGACAAUAUUCUAGCUAGCUAUUGUGGUAUCAGGCAGCAGCAGCAAGCAAGUGCAGUCAAGUCAAGAUGGUGUUCCAUGAUGAAGUUGAUCAGGAGUCGAGCACGGAGCUCACCCUGGCGUCAUGUUCGCAACAAUUCGGGGAUGCCUCCUUCGAAGCCGUUGACGUAGAGGAGCCAAGAAAGCCUAUUGCCCACUUUGAUCGCAGCGAAGUCAAAUUGGGCAAGCAAAUCGGCGAGGGCUACUUUUCCAAAGUGUACGAGAUUAAUGGAUUUCAGCUUGAUCAUCAUGGUAAUGACCACUACUACUCUCCCGAGGAACAGGAGUUGCGACAAGCCUAUCACCAGCAAGUGGCGGAUGCCAAUGGCAGCGGUCGGUUUGUGUUGAAGCACUUGAAGCCUCGCUUACUCCAAGCGGGAAGAAAUGAUUUUGAAAAUGCUGUUGUGGAUCUCGUCGCCGAGGCUACGUUUCUACAGCAACUGCAGCAUCCCAACAUUUUGUCCUUGAAGGGUCUGGCCAGAGGAGGGACCGACGCCUUUCGAGGAGGGACAUACGAAAGUUACUUUCUCAUUACAGAGCGUCUUUCCGAAACACUAGCACAACGAAUCCAUCGUUGGAGGAAACAACUACAAAAGGGGGGCACUGAUAAAAAUGAUGGCAGCAAUAAAACUACAAGCACGCAACGUUUGGGUGCCAAAUGUCACUAUGCUCUACAAAUUGCCCAGGCAUUGAGGUACCUUCACCACCACCAGCUCAUAUUUCGCGAUGUCAAAACCGACAACAUUGGCUUUGCACAAGAUGACCCGGACAAAAUACAGCUCUUUGAUUUUGGACUCUGUCGCAAGCUGCCAGAGUCCAACCAGCUCGACGAUGUCUUUCGCAUGUCGGGGGGAGUGGGAACAAGGCGGUACUGUGCAGUGGAAGUCUGUCGGCAUCAGCCGUACAAUGCUAAAGCGGAUACGUAUUCGUGGGGCAUUGUAUUUUGGGAACUUUUGACGUUGCAAAAGCCCUUUGCUGACUUUACCAAAGAAGACCACUACAAGUUUGUCUGUGAACUCGGUGGGACACCGAACCUCUCUCGUCAUUCCAAUGUCAUUCCCCCAUCGAUUCAAACUAUGCUCCGACAUUGCUGGGCUAGAAAUGUAUCAAAACGAUGGACGAUGGCACAAGUGUGUGAUUCAUUGCAAGAUAUUAUACACACGGAUGAUGACUUACAAUAUCCAAGAGCCGCAGAGCCACGACAAGACAGGUUGGCAUUGCAACAGCAUCGGCAGUCAUCUUUUGUGUGGAGAGGGACGAGACGAAGAAGCAAGGUUACGGUGGCGGCAUGAGCGAGCAGCAAAACAAGAGCCAAAGCGCUGGAUCUUUUUGGGAUCACGCUGCAGAUAUCGCUCCUUUUCAGCUUGCGACCCAGUUCAUAAAAUAACAUACAUGUACAUAGCACUUAUCUUACUU